This is a messenger RNA of Dipodomys ordii (Ord's kangaroo rat), 3756 nucleotides long. It is a transcript of the gene Usp44, whose product is annotated as ubiquitin specific peptidase 44. Gene Ontology annotation, biological process: protein deubiquitination. The record is from RefSeq and is a predicted model, not a curated record. Gene Ontology annotation, cellular component: cytoplasm. Gene Ontology annotation, molecular function: cysteine-type deubiquitinase activity; zinc ion binding. The transcript is spliced from 7 exons. Bases 147 to 2234 code for a protein of 695 amino acids. NCBI's taxonomy places the organism in Eukaryota, Metazoa, Chordata, Mammalia, Rodentia, Heteromyidae.
CGCGAGGCGGCGGCGGCGGCGGAUCCGGAUCCGGAGAAUUCAGAAUUGGCGCCUCUGGGAAGUUUCGUUUGCAGAUGCUUCGAGUAUUGUGAGCAGAGACUUAUUUGGAUUAUGUGUUUCUCGGGUAGACUAAGUAAAUACUAGCAAUGGAUAAAUGCAGACACAUUGAGCAGUUGCAGCUUGCUCAAGACCAUUCCAUCCUCAACCCUCAGAAAUGGCACUGUGUAGACUGCAAUACAUCAGAGUCUAUUUGGGCAUGCCUCAGCUGCUCUCAUGUUGCCUGUGGACGAUAUAUUGAAAAGCACGCAGUCAAGCACUUUGAAGAAAGCAGUCAUCCUGUUGUUCUGGAGGUGAAUGAGAUGUAUGUUUUUUGUUAUCUCUGUGAUGAUUAUGUUCUUAACGAUAAUGCAGCCGGAGACCUGAAAUUACUACGAAGUACACUAAGUGCAAUCAAAAGUCAAAAUUAUCACUGUGCCACUCCUAGUGGACAGUCUACAGAUACAAGUGAUGAUUCUUACUUCUUACCUGAUGGCACCCAAUCUAUGCUCCAAAAUGAGGAUCGGAUGUGCACUGCUCUUUGGCACAGGAGGAAGAUGCUCAUGGGUAAAGUCUUUCGAACUUGGUUGGAGCAGUCACUCAUUGGGAAAAAAAGGAUUGCUCAAGAAAAAUUUCACGAGAAAGUGGUAGCAAAGAAAGAAGUGAAGAAAAGACAUCACGAAUUAGACCAUCAAGGGAAAACAGAAUUGGAAAGUAUGCCUCCACGAAAGAGCUUGCGUUUACAAGGGCUGGCUCAGUCCUCCACAGUAGUAGUGGUUCCUGUUCAAGCACCAUCACAAACUCCAGCUUCACCAGCAAAAGACAAAGUGCUAUCUACCAUAGAAGUUAAGCGAAGGCCAAUGAUAACUCCUGGUGUAACAGGAUUGAGAAAUUUGGGAAAUACUUGCUACAUGAAUUCUGUUCUUCAAGUAUUGAGUCAUUUACUUAUUUUUCGACAAUGCUUUUUAAAGCUUGACCUGCGCCAAUGGUUGGCUGUAACUACUAGUGAUAAACCAAGAUCAUAUAAGCAUCUGCCUAUCACAGAUUCAGUAGUGUAUCAAGUGAAUAAAGGCCAAGAGAAGGAUAGAAGCUUGGUUUGCUCCAGAUAUCCAAGUUUGCCAUCAGGACUGAGUGGUGGAGCAUCAAAAGGCAGAAAUAUGGAACUUAUUCAGUCAAGAGAACCAAGUUCACAAUACAUUUCUCUUUGUCAUGAAUUGCAUACUUUGUUCCAAGUCAUGUGGUCUGGAAAGUGGGCCUUGGUUUCACCAUUUGCUAUGCUACAUUCGGUAUGGAGACUAAUUCCUGCUUUCCGGGGCUAUGCCCAACAAGAUGCUCAGGAAUUUCUCUGUGAACUUUUGGAUAAAGUACAAUAUGAAUUAGAGACAACUGGUACCAGGUUACCAGCUCUUAUCCCCUCUUCUCAAAGGAAACUUAUUAAACAAGUUCUUAAUGUUGUAAAUAAUAUUUUUCAUGGACAACUUCUUAGUCAGGUUACAUGUCUUGCAUGUGACAACAAAUCAAAUACCAUAGAACCAUUCUGGGACUUGUCACUGGAAUUUCCAGGAAGAUACCAAUACAGUGGAAAAGACACUUCCUCCCAGCCAUGUCUAGUUACUGAAAUGCUGGCCAAAUUUACAGAAACUGAAGCUUUAGAAGGAAAAAUCUACAUAUGUGACCAGUGUAACUCAAAGCGUAGAAAGUUUUCUUCAAAGCCAGUUGUACUCACAGAAGCCCAAAAACAGCUUAUGAUAUGUCACCUUCCUCAGGUUCUCAGACUACACCUCAAACGAUUCAGGUGGUCAGGACGUAAUAACCGAGAGAAGAUUGGUGUUCACGUUGGCUUUAAGGAAAUCUUAAACAUGGAGCCCUAUUGCUGCAAGGAGACAAUGAAAUCCCUCAGACCAGAAUGCUUUAUCUAUGACUUAUCAGCUGUAGUAAUGCAUCAUGGGAAAGGAUUUGGCUCAGGACAUUACACUGCCUACUGCUAUAAUUCUGAAGGAGGCUUCUGGGUACACUGCAAUGACUCCAAGCUAAGCAUGUGCACUAUGGAUGAAGUAUGCAAGGCCCAAGCUUAUAUCUUAUUUUAUACCCAGCGAGUUACCGAGAAUGGAUAUUCUAAACUCUUACGUGAGCUCCUGUCUAGUAACCAACCUCCCAGUGAAGAAGCUGAUACCUCUUCUAAUGAAAUCCUUAGCUGAUCUAAAGACAGUGGGGCUUUCUUCUUGUGAUUUGUAUAUAUCUUUUUAAAAGGGCUGACUUACAAUUUUGAGCUUCAUUGUUUUUUAUACUUACAAAUCAGUGCACACUACAUUUAUACAUUUUUGUAUUUAACUACAACAAAACUUUUUUACAGAGACAAAGUAUAAAUAUAUGUAUGUCAUCUGUGGGUAACUUAGGUUUUUACAAGUAUUUGGGAGUUUUAAACUUUGUGUUUACCUCAGACUAGUGCUACCUCUUUAUAUUUUGAUAUCUUAAUUUGCCUCAGAUCAUGAAUUGUGCAACCCACUGAAGAAAUUCAGGUGACAUCAUUUUAUAUACAUUUGAUAUUUCUUUUGUAGCUAUUUUCUAUAAAUUCUAAAUAGAAAAUUAGACACUUAUGUCUAAACUCUCACCCCUCCCACACACAACAAAACCAAUUCUUUUAGGCCAUUUGUAUAUUGAUGUCACCUUUGCUCCUUAAAAGGAAGUUAAACUGGAAUAUUGACAGUUAUAUUCAAGGUGUUACCUGAAUACCAAUCAGACUGAUAUUCCUGAGGCUUUGUACACCAUGGGGCUGAAUUUGGUUAGUGGAAUUUGACUUAAAAAUGUAUUGCUCUACAAACUUAUUUGGCAUAGUCAAACUAAAAUGGCAGAUUUACAAAUGGUUUAUUUAAAUGAACUUUGGAACUGUGUACAUUAAAAAAAAGUGGCUAGGACUUACUGAUGAUUUGUUUGCAGCAUUAAGGUUCUAAAUAUCAUUAGCAAGCCAGUAUACUAUACAAGUAUAGCUUAUCUUGGAUAGUUACGUUGAUAAUAUUAGACCUCUUAAAGCAAGCUGUGUAGCUUGAGAUUUUUAGUUCAAAGAAAUCUUGAAGAGAAAAAGCACAGGACCAAGAUUACUGUUCAAAACUGGUACCUAAGCUAUACACCUGGCAUGUUACUGCUCUAAAGCCUGGCUCAUUUAUUAACUCUUGCUAAGAUUAUGUGACUACUGGGAACCUUAGAAAAACGAGCAUCAAGCCAUUUUUAAAAACAUUAAAAAUCAUAUAAAACCUCUUAUUAAAUACAGCAGGACACUCUUUGCUCUUCUGUAUCUCACCCUAUCUCUAAAAGUCCUACUGAUAACUGAAUUUAGAAAGGGGAGACUCCACUAACUUCUAUGGAUCAGCUGCAUUAAUCACUGGAAGAUCAUUUGUCCCUUUUUUCUUGAGUUUAUUUACAGCUUGAAAUAUCCUGGAGAAUGCUAUUCACCGCUAGUGGUCAUCUGUAUUGUCAAGUGUAAGUUUGAAAGGAAUGUCUAUUAUACCAGUUUUGAGUUUCAGAUAAGUUACCAGGGGCAACUGAUAGCAUGAUAUCACUGAACAAAUGACUUGUGCCAAAAAUACAGCUGGAGUAUUAAAUGGCUAGGCUUGAAAAUGCUCAUUUACUGAAGACCUAUGUAAAUUGUUAUCUCAACUGUUACAACUCAUUAAAGAUUUAUGCGGUCAAAAUGCCUGAGUCUAGCCUUUAAUUUUAAGGAUU